Messenger RNA from Ziziphus jujuba (common jujube), 600 nucleotides. RefSeq lists its product as uncharacterized. Lineage: Eukaryota; Viridiplantae; Streptophyta; Magnoliopsida; Rosales; Rhamnaceae. The record is from RefSeq and is a predicted model, not a curated record. The transcript has a single exon. Bases 1 to 600 code for a protein of 199 amino acids.
AUGUAUGUUGGGCAUAUUCAUGAACCAACUAUGAUUCUUGAAACGAUAGCUUUUCAUGAUCUUUGGAUAUGGCAUGCAUUUUUUGGGCUACCAGGAUCACAUAAUGAUAUAAAUGUUCUAGAGAGGUCUUUCUUAUUCACAGAUCUUGCUGAAGGAUGUGCUCCUCUAGCUAAUUACUCCAUUAAUGGUCAUGACUAUAUAAUGGGUUACUACCUUGCUGAUGGUAUAUAUCCUCCAUGGUCAACAUUUGUGAAAACAAUUCCAUUUCCAAAAGAUAACAAACACAAAUGGUUUGCAGCAGCUCAAGAGUCGAUAAGAAAGGAUGUGGAACGAGCAUUUGGAGUGUUGCAAUCUCGAUUUGCAAUUGUUUGUGGGCCAGCACAUUUUUGGCAUCGUGAAACUUUAAAAGAUAUCAUGAAAGCUUGCAUCAUACUACAUAAUAUGAUUGUUGAAGAUGAACAACAUGAUAAAUAUUUGGAUUAUAGCUAUGAUGCACUUGAUGCCACUCUAACUAUAUCUGUUUCACAUGAGCCUACAACAGAGCUUCUAAAUUUUAUUCAAUGUCAUCAUCUUAUAAGGGAUAGAAAUAUUCAUUCUUAG